Messenger RNA from Papaver somniferum (opium poppy), 1199 nucleotides. RefSeq names its product ras-related protein RABE1c-like. The record is from RefSeq and is a predicted model, not a curated record. Gene Ontology annotation, cellular component: plasma membrane. Lineage: Eukaryota; Viridiplantae; Streptophyta; Magnoliopsida; Ranunculales; Papaveraceae. The coding region runs from base 150 to 788 and encodes 212 amino acids. Gene Ontology annotation, biological process: regulation of exocytosis; protein secretion. The transcript is spliced from 8 exons. Gene Ontology annotation, molecular function: GTPase activity; GTP binding.
CCAUUUCUAUUUUCUGGUAUUUUCUCCGCCUUUAUUCUCUCUUUCUAAUUUCUUCUUCAUUUUUUCAUUUUCUCGAUUCCAUUAACACCCAGAACAGAAGAAGAAGAAGAAAACGGAUCUUAAACGGAUAUUUUCCCGGGUUUAUAAUCAUGGCUACUCCACCUGCAAGGCCUAGAGCUGAUUAUGAUUACCUCAUAAAACUUCUCCUCAUCGGCGAUAGCGGGGUGGGUAAAAGUUGUCUUCUUUUGCGAUUUUCCGAUGGAUCUUUUACAACCAGUUUUAUUACUACUAUCGGAAUUGACUUCAAGAUAAGAACAAUCGAGCUUGAUAGCAAGCGUAUCAAACUACAAAUCUGGGAUACUGCUGGCCAAGAACGGUUCAGAACUAUCACAACAGCUUACUACCGAGGAGCCAUGGGCAUUUUGUUGGUGUAUGAUGUUACAGAUGAAUCCUCUUUUAACAAUAUCAGAAACUGGAUUAGAAACAUUGAACAGCAUGCCUCUGACAAUGUAAACAAGAUUCUCGUGGGAAACAAGGCUGAUAUGGACGAAAGUAAAAGGGCAGUGCCUACCGCCAAGGGUCAAGCACUUGCUGACGAGUAUGGUAUCAAAUUCUUUGAGACUAGUGCAAAAACAAAUCUAAAUGUGGAGCAAGUUUUCUUUUCCAUUGCAAGGGAUAUUAAAGAAAGGCUUUCUGAAACUGACACCAAAGCUGAGCCUUCAACAGUUAGGAUUAACCCAACUGACCAGCCAGAAGCCGCACCAAAAUCAGCUUGCUGCGGAUCUUAAGUGAACUCAUAAUCAUCCCUCGAGGUGAUAGCAAGCCGGUGGUGUAUGCCGGAGAAGGCGGCAAGCCCAUUCUUGUUGAAUUCAAACACAAAUGAUUAAAUUUAUCGGCGAAGGAAGGCACCAGGCAGUUUGCUUGUAUUUUUUUCUUUUCCCUUUUUGUUUCCUUACCUUUUGGGUUUUGUUUUUUCCCUUAACUAUUCUUCUCAUCUGCAAAUUGUUGUAGUGUGUGAAAGGCAGUAAAAUCUGUUUCCCUCUCGCUUAUUCGACGCAUUUAUAUAACAUAUGGCAGACAGAACAGAACAGUCCAUUGAACUGGAAUUCCUGGGACUUGGAUCAAAAACAGCCUUUAUUAUAUUGUUGUUACCUGUUCUCUUAUAUGUAGAAAAGAAAAUAUAUCUGGUUCUUCUCUAA